Messenger RNA from Magnolia sinica, 1395 nucleotides. RefSeq lists its product as uncharacterized. Gene Ontology annotation, molecular function: SNAP receptor activity. Gene Ontology annotation, cellular component: SNARE complex; endoplasmic reticulum. The record is from RefSeq and is a predicted model, not a curated record. The transcript has 8 exons. NCBI's taxonomy places the organism in Eukaryota, Viridiplantae, Streptophyta, Magnoliopsida, Magnoliales, Magnoliaceae. Gene Ontology annotation, biological process: retrograde vesicle-mediated transport, Golgi to endoplasmic reticulum. Bases 157 to 1131 code for a protein of 324 amino acids.
UCCCUCUCCCGUCGAUCUCCCUCUUCCUCUCCGCUCGAUCUCUCUCCGCUCUCGAUCUCUUUCUAGUUUUUUUUUUUUUUUUCUUCUUCUUCUUCUUCUUCUUCUUCUUUUCUUUGGUCCAGCACGUCAAGGAGCAUUUUGCAACAUCAGAUUGGUAUGGAGGAGGUUGCACAGGCUGUCGAGAAGGCGACGAAAGAGUGGGAUCAGACAUUUGCCAAAACCCAGGAUCAUGUAAAAGCAAUUGAGAGUUGCGGGAAGUUGGGAAAAGGGACGGAUGAAGUGAAUUCUCUUCCAAGAUUGAAUGGUGCUGCGCAGGAUGGGCUGGCUUUACUUAGGUCGUUGCAAUUUAGGCUCGAUCUUCUAGCCCAACAGCUUCCCACUGAAGAAGAAGCACAAUCUGCUCAGUCAACAUUAAAAUCUUGGAAGGAGCAAUAUCAGAGCUUGCAUUUGAGCUUAAGGAAUGCUAAUUUGCAUGCAAAGGCCAAUAUCAGAAAAGCUGCACAGGAAGAGAGAGAACUUCUUUUAGGAGGCGGAGAAGAGUCCACAAUUCGGAGACGGAAUUUACAGACAAAGGCUGGAAUGACAUCUGCUGCAGAAAGCAUCACCGACAGCCUUCGUCGCACUCGUCAACUGAUGGUUCAGGAGGUGGAAAGAAGUGCAAACACACUGACGACUUUUGAGGAAUCGACCGGUGUGUUAAGAAAAGCAGAAAACGAGUACAAGGGGCACCGCUCACUGCUGAUGCGGACUCGACGCCUACUCACCACAAUGCAGCGUCAGGAUGUCCUCGAUAGGGUGAUAUUGGUUGUUGGGCUUCUCUUAUUCUCUUCUGCGGUUCUUUACGUCGUCUCCAAACGCAUUGGGCUGCUUAAAUUGCAGAGAAAGCUUACUGCUGCCAUCAAGGGGGGUUCGGUAGGACAUCUUAAUGAGCUGGUGCCAGGUCUUGAGACACUGGGUGCUGGAGAUGGUUUGAAUCAUGUGCCACAUCAUGACCAUGUACAUCCUGAUGUGGAAGUGGUGCCAGGUCUUGAGACACUGGGAGCUGGAGAUCGUUUGAAUCCUGUGCCGCAUCAUGACCAUGUACAUCCUGAGGUGGAAGUCCCGCCUGGACUUAUACAUGAUGAGCUUUGACACACACACACACACACACACACACACACUCUCUCUCUCUCUCUCUCUCUCUCUCUCUCUCUCUCUCUCUCUUCGGUUCCUCUUUAAAAUUAAUGUUGAUGAGCUUGAGAUUUGUGUAUAUCUAUGUUGUUCCAUUUUCUUUGAUUAUUUUCAUGAUCAGUUCUUCCUUUAAUUACCUGAAUACAUCUUCUAGGCAUGUUAUGGUUAAUUGGGCACGUGUUGCAUCAUGUAUGUAUUUAUAAAUGAGAAAAACUUUGAUACUCU